This is a messenger RNA of Naegleria lovaniensis, 3390 nucleotides long. RefSeq lists its product as uncharacterized. Lineage: Eukaryota; Heterolobosea; Eutetramitea; Acrasida; Naegleriidae. The record is from RefSeq and is a predicted model, not a curated record. The transcript has a single exon. Bases 1 to 3390 code for a protein of 1129 amino acids.
AUGAAUGCUCUCUCACAAACCCAGCAGAGCAUGAAUUCAUCGGAGGAGACGAAGCCAACACAGCAAGGCAUUCACCACCACGUGGCGGAUGCUGAUGAAUUGUUGCUGAAUAUUUCUGCCAUUGAACCUCUCUCUGCCAUGAAUCCAUACGAUCUGGAAGAAGAUAAAAACAUUGAACAUCCGUUUCUUGAUGAUCAGAGGACGAAUUCAUACGAUGAAGCGAACGUUGAUGAACAACCACAACAACACCCAACUCAUCAUGUUUAUAUAGAUGCCUGUAGUAAAAUUGAUGAUUUGAAUCUAUCAGCUAUUGAACCAGUAGCUACCGAACAACAUCAUCCAACCGAAGAAUUACAUCUACCUUCUUCUCAUCAUCAAGAAGAAGAAGAACAACAACAACAACUUCUCACUGAAAUCACUCAACCUCGUUCUCAUCCUCCAAUCAAUGAGAGUGUUCUUCAUGAAAGUAUUUGUAUUCUGAAUCCUUCUGAGGAACAGCAACAUCAUGAAGUGAUUACCCUUAAGAAAGCAAGACGAAUCAAACGACGAGCAAAAACUUCCAAUCAACAACCAGGUGGUGUAGAUCUCUCAUACCUCGAUGAAUCAUUCUCCAUCAUGAAUCAUCCUAUGAAUCUUCAUCCUAACAAUAAUAAGGAAUCCUCUAACGAUCUUAAUCAAACCAUUCCUAUCAGUGAUCCAUUCUUGGAUCAUCAAGAUUUCUCGUUGAAUCAUCAUGUUACAGCCUCUCCUAUUAAGCCAUCAGUUUCAAACCAACAGCAACAACAACAAGAAGAAGAACAACAAAAUUCAUCCAACAACCGUAAAAGCUUUGGAAGAUCAUCCGCUUUGAUUGAAAAAGAUGCACCCAUCUUGGAUCGACUCUACGACUCGGACGAUGAUCUUAAGGAAACGAUUGAAAAGUUGUCAGAUGUAGCCACUGGUUCAAGCAGUUCUCCUUCCUCAUCAUCAUCCUCGGAUGCCCUCUAUUCGGAAAGCUCGAAUGAAAGUGUUUGUUAUCCCUCAUUUAGGAAUACGAUGCGAACACGAGCUCCCUUCUCACGAAAAGUCAACAAGUCACAACGACAUCAGCACACUUACAAGACAGAUUUCUCUGAAGAUGUCUUUUCGAGUGACAGUCAAAAGUCGUCGUCAUCCUCAGAAGAAGAGGAUCAAGUAUCCACUCAAGGAUUCUUCUCUGGUUUUCAAUUCAUUAUUGCCGAUUUAAAAGCAAAGGAUAAUGUUCUCAUGACCAUUAAGGAGAAUGGUGGAAAACUUGUUUCUAUGAGAGCCGAUAGCCCAUGGUACACUCUGGACAAGUUGUCAGAUGCCAAGUUUGCUUCUUCCAAGUUUGUUCUCAUUGCAGACGAGCCACGAAUGAAACCUAGUUAUGUUGUGGCACUCAUGUUAGAUAUUCCACUCCUCAAGAAGGAAUGGCUUUUUGAAUGUGCCAAACAGUAUCAAGUCAUCACUGAUUCGAGCAAGUUUUUGCAUAAACGAGGAACCUAUGUCGCUGUUGGCACUGGAGAAAAAGUUGAGGUUUCUCAACACUUCAAUGCAUCAUUUAGAAUCAAACCUUUACAAGAGCGUUUGUUCUAUAAUUUUGUUGUCAAGAUUAUAUCGAGUGACUCAAAAUUUACUGAAACGUGGAAGAAGAUUUUUGAAGCAGGAGGAGCCAAAGUAGAAGAUGAAAUUUCUGGCUUGAUUGGAUUCCAGAAGAAUUUUGUACUCGUGAAAGAGCAUGAAGAUAUCACAAAAUCAAGACUCGAUUUUUGUAAUGAGCACAAAAUUCCCAUCAUUGAUAAGGAUGCAGUACUUCAAUUAAUAAUAUCUGGUAAGACAGAUUCAAUACAAGGAAUGAGAAUUCGACAAGCAGCACAAAAGACUAAGUCAUUCAGUAAGAACGCGUCUUUCAUUGCUGCUACAACUACUGCAACUAACACUAGUACUACUAACAUUACACAAUCGUUGGAUGAUUCUAUCAUGUUACCUUGCACACCACAACACAAAAAGAAGAGGAAGAAGGCAGUCAAUGCUGCAGUGGCAAGAGCUGCCAAAUGGUUUGCGAAUGUGCAAGAUGAAAAUCCAUGUGAUAUAAGCAUCAUUGACAUUAGAACUCCUACGAGUGCCACGACAACCUCUGAAUUUUUCAAAAAGAAGGGAUUUUUUGAAAAUGCUGCUGAGUUGCAAUCUCGCGGCGCCAUUACACACAAUUCGUCAUUCAUUAUCAAGAAGCAACCCAAACUAGACAAAUUAGACAUGUCAUUUUCUCGCUCAAGAUUAGACAUGAGCAUUCUUGGUACUGAGGAUGCUUCUCCACCAGAACCUGCUGCAGCGUUGACACCUGGUGAUUAUUUUCUUAAGGAAGAAAGUUUAAAACUUCAAAAGACACGCUUUGUUCGUCUCUCCAAAUUAGCCUGCUCCAAAAGAAAGCAUUCCACAGAAGACACACAAAACUCUGAUCAACAACAGCCAUGGCAAAUGGAAACUUUUUUCAUUGGUGACAUGGUUGCUGUUCGAUCUGAAAACAUUUUUGAAAGCUCGACACUCAAAUACAUACGAAUUGAUAAGCUCCAUUAUAAGGAUAAUGUGACCGAUGGUAAAGAAAUGCAAGGAACCGAGUUUACCUUAGAGGAAAAGUCUUCAAAGAUGCUUGUCCCAACCAAUCGCUCGAUCAAGUUUAGUUUAUCUGCUAUUUGUUACAAAUUAGCAAUUGUUGCAUCGAAUAGUAAUGUCGAAGAAGCAACAACAGCACCGAAGACAGAAAAAAAGAAGAAAAAGUCUCAACGAAAGGAAUUCUUUUGUGACUAUGCAUUUAAGAAUCUUAAAGUGAAACCAGUACAUGAUCCUGCUGUGAAAGAAUUACAUGCGCUACCUCAUGAUCAAGAACUUGCCUCUGAAUUGGAAUUGAAGAGAGAAAAACGAUCUGUGAAAAAUUCCAUUCGAUUCAAGAAUCCACAAUUUAUCAGGUUCUCUACUUUUGAUUUCAAUGGUUCUACUUUUGAAGAAGGAACCUUUCUGAGAUUAUUUACUCGAAACGCAUUCUUGUCAUCCUCGAAUCAACCACGACACAAUGGAACAGUAAUUCGUGUCAAGGAAAUACGGGAAGGCAACAUUGCACAAUUUGUGAAUACGCUCAACACUGCCAUGAUUGAUGGAAGUCAACCAUGUCCAAUUUUGAGACCAAGUAAUUCUUCAUCUCUAGUUUUUGAGGUAUUUAAGAGUGUUCCUGAACGUGAAAAGCUUUACACAUUCACUCAUGAAGUUGAGGAGAUUUUGUUGAGCCAAGUGUUGACAUUGGAACCUCUGGUGGCCCUUCAGAAGGAUGUUUUUGAUCCUUCUUUGGAUGUCAAGGUUUUGAUGCAAGAAAAUGAUGUCAUUGUUAUUGAGUAG